Prunus armeniaca (apricot) is the source of this 363-nucleotide messenger RNA. The record is from the annotation of a GenBank genome assembly. Lineage: Eukaryota; Viridiplantae; Streptophyta; Magnoliopsida; Rosales; Rosaceae.
AUGAUGCACUACAAAGAGGAAAAAGAGGCAAAGAAAGAAGCUUUUAGGAAGUACUUAGAAUCCAGUGGAGUUCUUGAUGCCCUCACCAAAGUUCUGGUUGCGUUAUAUGAGCAGAAUGACAAACCUUCCUCUGCGCUUGAGUUUGUUCAACAAAAGUUAGGGGGUCCAUCUGUGUCAGAAUAUGAAAAGGUACAGGCUGAAUUAUCAGAGUUGCAGAAAAAGUAUAACACACUUUUGGCAGCACACCAAGAAACCUGCACUGAGCUAGAGGGACUUAAGAGCUCACAAGUACUUAAUGUGGCACCAGUUUCUAUCAAAGACAAAGAGACCACUGAUGAGGAGGCCCUAAAGGAAAAGUUCUAA